Messenger RNA from Lolium rigidum, 1671 nucleotides. RefSeq lists its product as uncharacterized. The transcript is spliced from 6 exons. Lineage: Eukaryota; Viridiplantae; Streptophyta; Magnoliopsida; Poales; Poaceae. The coding region runs from base 1 to 1671 and encodes 556 amino acids. The record is from RefSeq and is a predicted model, not a curated record.
AUGGCCUCCCGUGGAGGUGCUGUCAGCCGAGCCGCGGGUUUGGGUGGCGGCGGUUCGCCGCCGCGUCCGCCCUUCUUCCGCAACGAGGCGGAGCAGCGGAAGUGGAACCGCAGCGAGGGCGCGCGCAAGCGUAGCGCUCGUCGGUGGACCAACUGGGGGCUCACGCCCCCAGGGAAGCUCGCCCGCUACGGCAACCAGGCGGAGAGCUCCUCUUCCGGGCAGUCCAACCGCGCUCCACGGCUGCCUGUGGCGCCGAGCGUCGAGGAGGACGAAUUCGUCCCCGCACGCUCUCCAACGUUCUCCGCCGGGGACUACGUCCACGCGGAUCAGUCGGAGAGCAGGUGCUCCAUGUCGUCCUGCUCUGCUGCCCCUAAGCUGCUGCUCCAUCUUCUUCUUGUCUCCCUCCUCCUCGCAUCCACCUGCGCCGCGGCGUCGUCGUCGGCGACGGCGGAUGCGCAGUACCUGUCGCCGAAGAUGGCGAGGAUCCAGCGCCACCUCGACCGGCUCAACAAGCCGGCGCUGCGCACCAUACAGAGCGUGGACGGCGACACCAUCGACUGCGUGCCCCGCCACGAGCAGCACGCGCUGGACCACCCGCUCCUCAGGAACCACAAGAUCCAGCUCGCGCCACCGCCCAUGCCCGCCUCCACCUCCUCCCGUGCUGCCAGCGCGGCGUCGUCGAACUCCACCGGCACCAGGGCCAGGAGGACGGCGUGGCAGACGUGGCACCACGCGGGGCACUGCCCCAGGGGCACGGUGCCGAUGCGGCGGACCACCGCCGAUGACGUGCUGCGCGGCAAGCGGUCGCUCUUCCGCUUCGGCCGCAAGCGCCACCGACGCGACCGCGCGCCCCGCGCCGCCAACGCGCCCGACGUCGUCACCGGCAACGGCCACGAGCACGCGAUCGCCUACACCGCCGUGGGGCAGCAGGAGGUGUACGGGGCCAAGGCGACCAUCAACGUCUGGGAUCCGGCCAUCCAGGAGUCCAACGGCUUCAGCCUCUCCCAGCUCUGGCUCCUCUCCGGCUCCUUCAACGGCUCCGACCUCAACAGCAUCGAGGCGGGAUGGCAGGUCAGCCCUGAGCUGUACGGGGACAGCAGGCCGAGGCUCUUCACAUACUGGACUAGCGACGCUUACGAGGCAACCGGCUGCUACAACGCGCUGUGCCCGGGCUUCGUGCAGACGAGCUCCCGGGUGGCCAUUGGCGCCUCCAUCUCCCCGGUCUCCUCCCUCGCCGGCGAGCAGUACGACAUGACGCUCCUCGUCUGGAAGGACCCGAAGCUCGGCAACUGGUGGCUCAGCUACGGCGACGGCGGCGCCUCGCAGCUCGUGGGCUACUGGCCCGCCGAGCUCUUCACGCACCUCUCGGGCCACGCCACAAUGGUGGAGUGGGGCGGCGAGGUGGUCAACACCAGCCCCGGCGGCGCGCACACCGCCACGCAGAUGGGGUCCGGCCGGUUCGCGGCGGAAGGGUUCGGGCGGGCCAGCUACUUCCGCAACCUCGAGACGGUGGACGCCGGGAACAGCCUCGCGCCCGUCUCGCUCGACGCCCUGCAGACGCUGGCGGAGGACGGAGGCUGCUACGACAUCAGGAAGGCCUACGACGACCGGGACGGUUGGGGCACGCACUUCUACUACGGAGGGCCGGGGCACAACCCGGCAUGCCCCUGA